GCAAAAUCAUUUCAAUUAUUCGAAAAUCAACGAUCGACGCUCAAAGUAUAAUUUUACGCGAUUCGAAAACAAGAAAGUUUUAACUAAAGAAUUUUUAUUUUUGUAAAUAAUUAAAAUAAUAAAAAAAAAAACAAUAAAAAUGGAUUGUCUAGCCAAUAUUGUUAAAUAUAUUUUAUAUAUUUUUAAUUUAAUAUUUGUGAUAUGCGGCAUAUUAUUGAUAGUCUUGGGCUCUCUUAUGCUUAAAAAUAUCGGAGAUUUUUCAGAUUUUCCUGAAGCCAACACCGAAACAAUACCCAUUUUAAUUAUUAUUUUGGGUUGUAUAGUCUUUGUAGUGGCGUUCUUCGGUUGCUGUGGUUCUAUAAGAGAGAGUAUUUGCUGCACAACAACAUAUGCUGUGUUUAUGUUUAUACUCUUUGCUUUACAAGUGGCUUUGGUGGUUUGGAUUUUUGUUAAACGUCAACAAUUCCUCAAUACCAUGGGUGAAGCCGUUGAUAAGGCCUGGGAAAAGAACGAUUCUGCCAAUGGCUAUCCCAUGAAUGCCUUACAGAUUGCUUUGAAUUGUUGUGGCAAAACUAGUUACCUGAACUAUGGCGGCAAUGUGCCAAGCUCAUGUUGUGGUACAAUGACAGGCGAAUGUCCCCAAAGCGUGUAUGUAAAUAAACCUGGCUGCCGUGACACAUUUGUAGACUUUUGGGCCACUAAUACUAAUAUUAUACGUUAUGCUGGUAUCGGUGUGGCGCUAGUGGAACUUGUUGCCUUCACAUUUGCCUGCUGUUUAGCUAGUAGUAUACGCAAAUCGAGUCACAGGAUGUAAAUUUUAAAAUAGAUUUUAGAAUAUUCCUUUUUAUUUCAUUAAAUUAAUGUAUUUUUUACACAAAUUCAUCUCAUUAUUUCAUCUACAUAUAAAAUAAAUAGUUUAAUAGCAAAAUUA
Molecule: messenger RNA, 931 nt
Organism: Lucilia cuprina (Australian sheep blowfly)
Lineage: Eukaryota; Metazoa; Arthropoda; Insecta; Diptera; Calliphoridae
Product: 23 kDa integral membrane protein-like
Exons: 4
Coding region: 140-814 (224 amino acids)
Cellular component (GO): membrane
Source: RefSeq, a predicted model, not a curated record